UGUCGCGCACGCCCAUGCUGCAGCUGCGCAGCAUGAGCACGACGACGUGCCUGCCCGGCGGGCCCACGCGCCUCGCCGUGCGUGCCCAGCAGUGCCCCGUCAUGAGCGAGGCCAUCGCCGAGCACCCCGACCAGGCCGCCGCCGCCGCGCCCGCCAUGAGCAGCGCCGCCGGCAAGUUCCUCUUUGGCAGCGGCCCCGCCACCGUCGCCUCGGCGCACCUGGCGCUCGGCACGGCCGCCGCGCGCCGCCCGCAGGCGCCCGCCGGCGUGUGCCCCUUCGCCGCCGGCGCCACGCACAACCCGCACAUCGGCCAGCAGGCGCGCACGUACGUCAGCCGCACCGAGGCGCCCGCCGCCAGCGUCGUGGCCAACCCGGACCACCUGGACCGCAUUCACGCCAAGGAGGGCGUGCGCACCGGUGGCCACGGCGACCCGGAGAAGUGCCCGCACACCAAGGCGCUUGCCGCAGCUGCUGCCGCUGAGAAGGCUGCUGCCUUUGCUGCCGAGGGCCGCUCGACGUUCCGCGCCGACAGCAUGAAGAAGAAGCAGGUCCGCACGCCCGGCUCGGGCAUGGGCAUGCCGCCCACGCUCAAGCCCAAGGAGGGCCCUGGCUUCGACUACGAGGCCUUCUACCACCGCGACAUCAUGGCCAAGCACGCGGACAAGUCGUACCGCUACUUCAACAACAUCAACCGCCUCGCCGGCAAGGCGCCGCGCGGCCACCUGCAGGACGAGGCGCAGGAGAUCACCGUGUGGUGCGCCAACGACUACCAGAACAUGUCGCGCCACCCGCGCGUCCUCGCCGCCAUGAGCGAGACGCUCAACAAGUACGGCGCCGGCGCCGGCGGCACGCGCAACAUUGCCGGCCACAACCAAUUCGUCGAGAAGGCCGAGGCCGUGCUGGCCGAGCUGCACCGCAAGGAGGCGGCGCUCGUGUUUGGCUCGUGCUACGCCGCCAACGACGGCACGCUCACGAUCCUCGGCUCGAAGCUGCCCGACUGCGUGUUCCUCUCCGACAGCUCGAACCACGCGAGCAUGAUCCAGGGCAUUCGCCACUCGGGCGCCAAGAAGGUCAUCUACAAGCACAACGACAUGGAGGACCUCGAGGCGAAGCUCAAGGCGAUUCCCAUCGACACGCCCAAGAUCAUCGCCUUCGAGUCGGUGUACUCGAUGUGCGGCACCGUCGGCCCGAUCGAGCGCACCAUCGAGCUGGCUGAAAAGUACGGCGCCCUGACCUUCCUCGACGAGGUGCACGCCGUCGGCAUGUACGGCCCGCGCGGCGCCGGUGUCGCCGAGCACCUCGAGUGGGAGAUCCAGGAGCGCGGCGGCGCGGCGGCGCAGAACGGCAAGAAGACGCUCAUGGACCGCAUCGACAUCAUCACGGGCACGCUCGGCAAGGCGUACGGCAACGUCGGCGGCUACAUUGCCGGCUCGAACCGCUUCGUCGACCUGAUCCGCAGCUUUGCGCCGCAGUUCAUCUUCAGCACGACGCUGCCGCCGUCGGUGCUCACCGGCGCCACGACGGCCGUCGAGGUGCUGAUGGAGAGCAACCACACGCGCCGCGUGCAGCAGAUCCGCACGCGCGAGACGAAGAAUGCCCUCAUCGCCGCCGGCAUUCCGCUGCAGCACAACCCGUCCCACAUUGUGCCCGUGCUCGUCGGCAGCGCCGAGAAGGCCAAGGCGGCGUCGGACAUGCUGCUCGCCGAGCACGGCUGCUACGUGCAGCCGAUCAACUUCCCCACGGUGGCGCGCGGCCUCGAGCGUCUGCGCAUCACGCCCACGCCCGGCCACAGCUCGGCCGACGUGCAGCACCUCGUGCAGGCGCUCGACGCCGUCUGGACGAAGCUCGGCAUCCGCCGCGUCGACGAGCUGCGUGCCUGCGAGCCCGGCACCGACGCGCUCGCCGACCUCUUCUGCCAGGCCGAGCGCGACACCAACUCGGCGCCCCUGUGGAGCGACGAGCUGCUCGCCAUCGACACUGUCGCCGACGCGCCCGCCACGCCUGGCCUCCACGUGCCCGGCGCCAUGCCCCUCGAGGCGCAGUCGUCGCCCAUCUCGGCCGUCGCCUAGUUGCCCCCCUCUGAUGUGUUGCCCCCCGUCUCGGCCUC
Molecule: messenger RNA, 2107 nt
Organism: Tilletiopsis washingtonensis
Lineage: Eukaryota; Fungi; Basidiomycota; Exobasidiomycetes; Entylomatales
Product: tetrapyrrole biosynthesis, 5-aminolevulinic acid synthase
Exons: 2
Coding region: 33-2069 (678 amino acids)
Biological process (GO): heme biosynthetic process
Cellular component (GO): mitochondrion
Molecular function (GO): 5-aminolevulinate synthase activity; pyridoxal phosphate binding
Source: RefSeq, a predicted model, not a curated record